AUGGACGACUGCUCAAGUAUCAGCUGCGCUUACUCGGAACGCUCGCUCCAGGUCGUCGCCCCCGCAAUCUGCACAGCUCGCUAUUCGCGGCAGCACGUCCCAGACUCGUGUGCGCUUCUUGUCGCGCCCGGCCCCCCAGGCAGUCGAGGGCAGUUGAGGGCAGUCGAGGCUAUUUUCGUUCGUUUGCUGCUACGCCUUGUCCACACCUCGCCCACCAAUCCUCCCUACCGAGGUGGUGUGCCGCAAACGGCCAACAACGGACUUGUUGGCCAGUCAAACUUUGGUCCCGAUGGAGUGGCAAGCGUGGUAUCCAUUUUUUUGACGGGUUUGGUUUGCCUGGUCGGCAUUGUGACGGCCCUGGAGCAACAAAAAGCGAGCCAUCGUGCCAAGUGGCGUGCAUCAAAUAUCGAGGACAAUGGGAAGAAGAAGAAGAGAGAGAGAGAGAGAGAGAGAGAGAGAGAAAGUCGCAAGUCGCCUUAG
Messenger RNA from Ustilaginoidea virens, 480 nucleotides. RefSeq lists its product as uncharacterized. The coding region runs from base 1 to 480 and encodes 159 amino acids. The record is from RefSeq and is a predicted model, not a curated record. Lineage: Eukaryota; Fungi; Ascomycota; Sordariomycetes; Hypocreales; Clavicipitaceae. The transcript has a single exon.